Molecule: messenger RNA, 2972 nt
Organism: Schistosoma guineensis
Lineage: Eukaryota; Metazoa; Platyhelminthes; Trematoda; Strigeidida; Schistosomatidae
Source: the annotation of a GenBank genome assembly
ACUAUGAAGGCCGUUUGAUAUCUAUGUGGUUAGUUUAACCAAUCCUCCUACAGUUACAUGUUCAUCUUAACCAAUUAAUUCAAUAUAUUAGUGACCUUAACAAAAAAAUCAAUCUAUCGUCUGUUGAAUUGAGUCAGCUUGACAAAUGGAUUUGGAUGCUUUUAAUCGCUCUGAGUGGAACGAUUCUCAACAUCCUCAUACAAGGCAUCCGACAAUGACUUCUAAGGGAUGUCCAGAAAUACCAUCUCCUAAUUCAUCAUCAGGAAGCUCAAUGGAUUCAAGCACAGACAGAUGUACGGAAGAAAACAUGGGAUCUAAAAUGAGUGAGUAUCCUGGACAAUCAGAAACAAAUUUUAAUCAGAUACCGGUCAGUGCACAAGAUAGUUUCUCAGACCACAGUCUGAACAAUUCAGCUGGUCCAUUUUCAAGCCAACAAGGUUAUACAAAUCCUUCUUAUGGCAAUAAUCCAUCUGCUACAUUAUAUCUACCAGGUACAACUUCAUUCAAUAUCGAUUAUGCACGUCAAAUGCAAAGUCCUUAUAUUUCUGGGAAUCCCAAUUCACAAAAUCUCCACACAAAUUAUUGCCCAACUAUACCACCAUCAGGUGGAAGUUCAUUUGGUAGCAACCCAGUGAACACGAAUCAAGGAUCUGUAUAUCCGAUGUUUAACGAUUUCCCUACUCCGAUUUCAUCUCAAUCGAAUGAGUUUUCUGUCUCUUCCAGAGUUUAUGGGUUCGCUGAAUCAGCUCCACACGAAGAUAUAAUGAAACCAACAUUAACACCUAAAGAAAAUUUCUGUGUUGAACAUGACUGUGGGCGUUUAAUGAGUGCUCUGAAUAGAUUAAAGAUAAGAGAAAAAGAAAUCGUUGAAGUAAUGGGUCGUCGACCUGUUGUUCAACGUAUAGCAAUUCUACAAAAAUAUAAAUCUCUGUAUAAGGACAAUUUAUUCGCCAUAUUUAAUUCUAAAUUAACUGGAUGUUUAAAAGAUUGUUUGAUUGCGUUGUGCUAUACACCAGCAGAAUUUGAUGCAAUAGAACUUCAUAGAGCAAUGAGAGGAACUGAUACUGAUGAAGAUACAAUAAUUGAAAUUCUUUGUACAAGAACAAAUGAACAAAUCAGAAGAAUUAAGAAUGUUUAUCCAAAAUUAUUCGAUGGAUGUGAUUUGGUGAAUGAUGUAAACAAUCAGAUUACUUAUCAAUUCAAACGCAUAUUCAUGACUCUAUUAAAGGCGGAUAGAGAUGAAUUUACAUUUGUAGAUAGAAAUCUUGUACAAAGAGAUGUGGAAGAAUUAUUUAAUAUAAUACAACAAAACAUUAGAAUAGAUGAAUCAAAAUUCAUUCUUAUAUUGGCUUCAAGAUCUUAUGCUCACUUACGAGUUGUAUUCAAUGAAUAUAUACGAAUUUAUGAACAGACUAUGGAAGAUACUUUAAAGCUCAGAAUCCGUGGGAAUACACUCAGUGCUCUACUUUCUAUGGUUCAUUGUAUACAAAAUAAACCACGAUAUUUUGCAGAAAAAUUAUUCAAAGCCAUGCAAUGUGCUGAAACAGCUGAUAAAGCACUUAUACGUAUUAUUGUCAGUCGUUGUGAAAUUGAUUUGAAAAAUAUCAUGAAUGAGUUUCAUAAAAUAAAAGGAAAAAGUUUGCAUGAAUGCAUAGAUGAAUGCGACCCUUGCUUUGCCAAUCCUCGAGUUUACGUCUGCAUCUGAUCCUCCUUGUUCAUCGAUGAUGCUUCCCAUGUAUGUGAAGGAUUCUACAUCUUCCAGAGUUUCGCAAUCAAGAGUGAUUGGAUUGCUGUUCUCCGCUUUGAAUUUGAGGGCCUUGGUUUUCCCCUUGUUUAUGAUGAGGCCCACCGAUGCAGAGACUGCCGCUUCACUGGCUGUCUUCAUCUGCAUCUGUUCGUGUGUACGCGAUAGGGGGGCUAGUUCAUCUGCGAAGUCCAAAUCAUCUAACUGGUUCUGAGCUGUCCAUUGUAUGCCGUGUAUUCCCUCAGAUAUCGAGGUCUUCAUUAUCCAGUUGACCACAAGAAGAAAGAGGAAGGGAGAGAGUAGACAGCCUUGUCUGCCUCCAGUCCUCACUUGGAAUGCAUCUGUCAGCUGGCCUCCAUACACGACCUUGCACUGUAGUCCAUCAUAUGAGUUCCGGAUAAUGUUGACAAUCUUCUCAGGAACUGCAUAGUGUCGAAGAAGUUUCCAUAACGUCCUCCUGUCUACACUGUCAAAUGCCUUCUCAUAGUCACUGAAGUUGAUGUACAGUGACGAGUUCCAUUCAACUGAUUGUUUGACGAUGAUCCGUAGUGUUGUAAUUUGGUCUGUGCACGAUCAAUCCUUACGGAAUCCAGCUUGUUGAUCUCGAAGUUGGGCGUCUAUUGAGUCUUUCAUCCGGUUCAGCAACACUCUGGUAAAGACUUUCCCUGGUACUGACAGUAGUGUGAUGCCUCUGUAGUUUUCACAUUUGCUCAGAUCUCCUUUGUUUGGAAUAUUGAUGAGGUGUCCUUCUUUCCAGUCCAUCGGUACACGUUCCUCCUCUCAAAUCUUCCUGAAUAGGACGUGCAGCACAUUUGUAGUUACUUCUUUGUGUGACUCCAGUGCUUCAGCUAGUAUGUUUUGACUACUCCACAAAUGUUAAAGUGCUACCUUGAUUUUAUCCUAUGGUAGAAUUAGGACUCAGAUAUUCAAAGCUCUCGAAUUUGAUUAUAUUCUUUUUGAUUAUCGAUAUCCAGUAAGGGUGCUAUAAUCCUUCCGCUACAUUGUUCAUUCGCAACGACAAAGUGAAAAUUUUCUUAUUAAGGGUCAAGUUUGUUUGCAUUUUCUUUCCAUAUUCUCUCCUCAUUACAUUUGAUUUUUGUAUUGCUUUAUGCUACUUGUAAACAUUCAGUAAUCAGUUCUAUCCUUAAUACUUUAUAAGCGUACAAUGUGACUCAUGUUUGUCAUAUAAUAUCCUAAAUUAAUUACAUACACUCAUAGCAUUCACUGU